Molecule: messenger RNA, 1032 nt
Organism: Orcinus orca (killer whale)
Lineage: Eukaryota; Metazoa; Chordata; Mammalia; Artiodactyla; Delphinidae
Gene: PQBP1
Product: polyglutamine binding protein 1
Exons: 7
Coding region: 177-974 (265 amino acids)
Biological process (GO): alternative mRNA splicing, via spliceosome
Cellular component (GO): cytoplasm; nuclear body
Molecular function (GO): protein binding; ribonucleoprotein complex binding
Source: RefSeq, a predicted model, not a curated record
CCGCAGCCUGAGCUUAGCCCAGUUUCCUCCAGGCUCGGAGGGAGAGGACCCCGUUCUGGGGUUUGGGAGAAGAGAGUCGUGUAGUCCUGGCACUCAUAGAAGCGACGAGAGAGAGACGGCCAGUCUGUCAGCUUUCCACUAUCCGCGUGACUGUAUUGGUCUGUCUGCUAUCCGCUAUGCCGCUGCCCGUUGCGCUGCAGACCCGCUUGGCCAAGAGAGGCAUUCUCAAACAUCUGGAGCCCGAACCGGAGGAAGAGAUCAUUGCCGAGGACUAUGAUGAUGAUCCUGUGGACUAUGAGGCUACCCGGUUGGAGGGCCUGCCACCAAGCUGGUACAAGGUGUUUGACCCUUCCUGCGGGCUCCCUUACUACUGGAAUGUGGACACAGACCUUGUGUCCUGGCUGUCCCCACAUGAUCCCAACUCCGUUGUUUCCAAAUCUGCCAAGAAGCUCAGGAGCAGUAAUGCAGAUGCUGAGGAGAAGUUGGAUCGGAGCCAUGAGAAAUCGGACCGGGGCCACGAGAAAUCGGACCGAGGUCACGAGAAGUCGGAACGCGGCCAUGAGAAGUCAGAACGGAGCCAUGAGAAGUCUGACAGAGACCGGGAGCGUGGUUAUGACAAGGUGGACAGAGAGAGAGAGCGGGACAGGGAUCGGGACCGGGACCGCGGGUAUGACAAGGUGGACCGGGAAGAGGGCAAAGAACGGCGCCACCAUCGCCGGGAGGAGCUGGCUCCCUACCCCAAGAGCAAGAAGGUGGCAAGCCGGAAGGAUGAAGAAUUAGACCCCAUGGACCCCAGUUCGUACUCAGAUGCACCCCGGGGCACGUGGUCAACAGGACUCCCCAAGCGGAAUGAGGCCAAGACGGGUGCAGACACGACAGCAGCCGGGCCCCUCUUCCAGCAGCGCCCUUACCCAUCCCCGGGGGCUGUGCUCCGGGCCAAUGCCGAGGCCUCCCGAACCAAGCAGCAGGACUGAACCUUCCCCAGCCCGGCCCACCCUGGGGUUCUUAAUAAAAGCUUUUCGGUGGAUCAUG